Rhopalosiphum padi (bird cherry-oat aphid) is the source of this 822-nucleotide messenger RNA. Its product is annotated as zinc finger BED domain-containing protein 5-like. The transcript has 2 exons. Bases 1 to 822 code for a protein of 273 amino acids. NCBI's taxonomy places the organism in Eukaryota, Metazoa, Arthropoda, Insecta, Hemiptera, Aphididae. The record is from RefSeq and is a predicted model, not a curated record.
AUGUUUGCUAUUCAACUUGACAAAAGUACUGACGUUGCUGGACUUUCAAUACUGCUUGUUUUCGUGAGGUAUAUUUUUGAAACAUCUAUCGAAGAAGAUUUAUUGCUUUGUACUCCUUUGGACACAAAUACCACCGGUGGAGAAAUUUUUAAAGUCAUCGAUAGUUAUAUGAAUAAACAUCAGGUUGAUUGGGUUAAAUGUAUCGAUAUAUGUAGUGAUGGAGCUGCAGCUAUGGUUGGAAAAAUUAAAGGAACCAUAACAAGGAUAAAAAAUGUCGCACCAAAAUGUCACAGUAGUCAUUGCGUUUUACAUCGCCACGCUCUUGUUAGUAAGAAAAUGCCAUUGGAGUUAAAACAAGUUCUUAAUGAGGCUGAAAACGAAUUGCAACUAACAACUAAUAUUAAAAAAAUUGUUAUCGAACAUUUGGAAAACCUCGAAAAAUCAUUGUUUCAGUAUUUUCUUGCUACUAAUAAUGACGUUGAUUGGAUACAAAACCCUUUUGUGAACCAAAAAAAACCUGCAAUGUUAUCCAUGCUCGAAUAUGAGCAGUUAAUUGAAAUUAAAAGCAUGUCAUAUUUAAAACAGAAAUUUGAAUCUGGAUCUUUAAACGAAUUUUGGAUUGAACUUAAGGACGAGUACCCAUCUCUAGUUGAAAAAGCUAUUUUUACUCUAUUACCGUUUGUAACAACCUACCGUUGUGAGGCUGGUUUUUCCUCUUCUGCGUAUACAAAAAAUAAAUACAGAAAUAAAUUGAAUGCCGCUCCAGACCUACGAAUUCAAGUUUCAGAUAUAAAACCUAAUUUUAAAAAUAUUGUAAAUUAA